Molecule: messenger RNA, 1703 nt
Organism: Ziziphus jujuba (common jujube)
Lineage: Eukaryota; Viridiplantae; Streptophyta; Magnoliopsida; Rosales; Rhamnaceae
Product: two-pore potassium channel 3
Exons: 4
Coding region: 79-1293 (404 amino acids)
Biological process (GO): potassium ion transmembrane transport; stabilization of membrane potential
Cellular component (GO): plant-type vacuole membrane
Molecular function (GO): potassium ion leak channel activity
Source: RefSeq, a predicted model, not a curated record
AUAUUUCUUUUCCAAUUAGAACAAAAUCUCUGCCUGCAAAAGAGUCUAAAAUCUGUAUCCAUACCAUGAAGAUUCAAAAUGGAUGAACUUCUUCUUUCUGAGACUGGAAUGGCAGGAGAAUCUAGCAAUGCUUCACCAAGAAAGCUUUUCCCACCUGCGAAACUUAUUCUAGAGAAAGUCUCCAGCAUGCAUUCUUCAAGCUCAAACAAUGGAGGCCACUCAAGGCGCCAAUCUACUGCCCAUCUAAUCACUACUGACGAGAUUCUUCCCUUCCUUGCAACGCCAAAAUCUUCUUCCUAUGUAAAUCUCGUAGCUAACUUGAACAAAAAGAGAAAACUUAAUCGCCGUUCGCGCUCUGCUCCAUCAGUAUUCACUGAUAUCAAGGAAGAGUAUGAAGAUUCAUUAGAUCCCAGACCCCCUUCAAAUUCAACCCCUUUGAUUGUUCAGCAAGCCUUUAUUGGUGUGAUUUUGUAUGUCAUAAUUGGCAUUGGAAUAUUCAUGGUAAGUGGGAGCUUCAAAGGGCAUACAACGUUCAAGCCCGUAGAUGCCCUUUACUUCACUGUGGUCACACUUUGCACCAUUGGGUAUGGUGAUAUUGUUCCAGACACCACAUUUACCAAACUUUUUGCUUGUUUUUUCAUCUUGGUUGGUUUCGGGUUCAUUGAUAUUUUGCUUAAUGGUUUGGUGACAUAUAUUUGUGAUAGGCAAGAGGCCGUGCUGUUAAGCGCUGUUGAUGAGAAUAAGUUCAACACCAUGGUUCAAACAUAUAUGAUAGAUAAAGAAAAGGGAAGGAUGAGGAUAAGAACGAAAGUAUUCUUGGCUUUGGCAGUUGUUUUUGGGUGCAUAGCUAUAGGAACAGUUUCAGUGCAUUUUUUAGAGGACAUGAACUUCGUUGAUAGUUUUUAUCUCUCUGUUACAUCUGUGACAACAGUAGGAUAUGGGGAUUAUGCUUUCACUACAAUAAAAGGAAGGUGUUUUGCAAUUUUUUGGCUGUUAAUAAGCACAUUGGCAGUUGCUAGGGCUUUUCUGUACUUGGCUGAGUUGAGAAUUGACAAGAGAAAUCGAAGGAUUGCAGCAUGGGUUCUUCAAAAGAAGGUUACCUUAAGAGAUUUAGUAGCAGCGGACCUUGACAACGAUGGAUGCAUUAGCAAAUCUGAGUUCAUCAUAUACAAACUUAAGGAGAUGGGAAAGAUAGCAGAGAAAGACAUCCUGCAGAUCGCCAAACAAUUUGAUUCAUUAGAACACAACAAUUAUGGAAAAAUAACUCUAGCUGAUCUAAUGGAAAGUCAAUGAUUUAUAAAUCCUUGAGAAGCCUACAAGUGGAAGCAUUAUCUAAAUCUUUCCUCGGCAACAAACAGAUGCAAAAGGGUACAGCAGCAUGUUUAUCAUGCCCAGCCUGUCAUAUAUACAUGAUAUGAAGUAGAUGGUCUUCAUGGUUUCAUUCCUUCUCCAGAGCAGAAAAUGCCAGAUGAUAACCAUAUAUCUGGAGAAAUUCUUUUGAACAUACUUUCAACAAAAAUUGAUUCUCUGUUAUGUAUCUUUUGGAGGAUUUGGCUAUAUAUUGGCUCCUAAAGUACAUAUAUUCUUUAAGAAUGUAAAUAUAGGAAUACUAAAUGUAGAUGCUUUUGAAUAUUUGAAGAAGCAUGAAGCAUCUUAGAAUGUCUUUCCAUAUCCAAUUCUAGUGAAAGCUCAUACAUUACAUA